Desarmillaria tabescens is the source of this 1044-nucleotide messenger RNA. RefSeq lists its product as uncharacterized. The transcript has 3 exons. The record is from RefSeq and is a predicted model, not a curated record. Lineage: Eukaryota; Fungi; Basidiomycota; Agaricomycetes; Agaricales; Physalacriaceae. The coding region runs from base 262 to 975 and encodes 237 amino acids.
GAAAAUACGAUGAGUGCUAGCCAACAAUGGCCAACAAAGGGUUUCGAUUCAGCUCCAAGCACCAGCAAAUCCUUUGUAUCUGCCGUAAUCUCCUCUGCAGGCGUGUAUAUAAGUGACAGACGUUUCGACGAUUCUUCAGUACCUUUUCAUUCUUUCCUCCAUCUCAUCGCGUAGCUUGAAGCUCGCCCAAUAACCUUCUCCCAACCACGUUCUUUGCAAUCCGAGUCCAACACAGAACCUGCUGUCUUCAGCUGAAACGCGAUGCCACCUUCGACUGUCCUCAAAGCUGCCCUGUCUUGCUGUUCCACAAGCCCAGCUUGUUCAAUAUGUCCUCCCAGUCUUCCCAACAUGUCGAAACAUCCCGUCGAGAAAAUUCGAGGCAAAAGCAACAGCAGAGGGUUCGACUACGACAAGAGGCACUGUCCCGGCCUCUACGAGAGAGAAUGGGCAUCCAUCGAGGAUUUCCAGACUUGGCUUUUGAAUGAACAACGUGUUCAUGGCAUCAAGUUCGUCGUGUUUACCAGCCUUGAGAACGUGGCUCCUCCCAGGAAGCGUACGUGGCUGGCGGAGCAUAUCUUUUACUGCUCCCGUCACAAACGAUGCAUACCCAAAUACGUCGGUCCUAACAAGUCCAAGUCCAUCGAAGACAAUUGUUUCUGCUCCGUCAGAGUCAAGACGUAUCCGGACACCCCGAUUGUUCAAGGAUAUUAUAGUGAUUACCAUUCGCAUCCUCUUGGCCCAGCAAAUGCUACGCUCUCUGAGAAGCUAUUCUCUUCUGUCCGCACGAAGCUGAGUCGCGGUGCGAGCAAGUCAGAUGUGCCUGUUCAAACCGAUGAUACCCGCGAUGAAUUCACGAAGGAGUACGAUAGCAGUGUAGAAGUUUGGCGUCCAGAAAGCGCUUUAUAUCUCGAUGUCCCGGAUCCUUUUGCCUCUAUGUCGAUGAUCGAUGUUCACCCGAAGUACAUCCAGGACUAGCAGGAAGAGUCGGAAGCGAGUAUGUCAGAUAUGGAGUGUCUGAGGACUUCUUGUCGGCGAUUAUGACAC